Desarmillaria tabescens is the source of this 1299-nucleotide messenger RNA. RefSeq names its product alpha/beta-hydrolase. Gene Ontology annotation, molecular function: lipase activity. Bases 1 to 1299 code for a protein of 432 amino acids. The record is from RefSeq and is a predicted model, not a curated record. Lineage: Eukaryota; Fungi; Basidiomycota; Agaricomycetes; Agaricales; Physalacriaceae. The transcript is spliced from 2 exons.
AUGUCCAUGAUGGAAACUCACUCGAAAAGAAGAGUGGAACUUCAGCUGAACUUGACGACCCCUUCCCACCUCACCAUCCUCAUAAUGGCGUUCAGGUUUCGCAACCAGCCCUGGAAAUCCCUCUACAUCCUCUACUUCGGGCUAACGACCCUUGUCCUACGACUUCCUGUAUGGGUCUUGCUCUCGUUGUAUAAGUCAACCAGGACGUGGAGCGUUCGGCGAACUAUAUACUUCAAGGUCAUUAGGGAAUACAUUGGUCGCUUUUUCGUCACCGGAUUCCCUUCGCCUCCUGUCUCCCAUUGCGGUUAUACCUGCUCUCAAAUAGAGGCAUGCCCACAACUUGUUGUUGGAGAGAUCAAGGAGAUAGCUAGAGUCAAUGGCGUCCAAUCCGAAACCACCACGGGGUUUUGGUAUACCCAAAACAACUUCGAGGGACCGGUGGAUAGGAUGGCCAGAGACGACGAGACAAUUGUAUAUCACAUACAUGGUUUGUUGGUUCUCACUAUCGGCGGAGCAUUUUCUGACAUGACAUCUUCGCUGCAGGAGGAGCAUUUGUGCCCUGCUGACAGUAUGACCCCGGUCCUGUGUGAAGGACUGCUCCGGAACUGCUCCAGUCUGUCCCGGAUGUUCUGCGUCGAGUAUCGUAUUUCUUCCACGUCGCCGUUCCCAGCCAGAAAUCCUUUCCCCGCUGCUCUCCUAGACGCGCUCGCCGGCUACCGCCACCUCGUCGUAGUUGUUGGGUUUAAGCCACAAAAUAUAAUUAUUAGUGGCGAUUCUGCAGGUGGUCAGAUAGCACUCAGUCUGGCGCGGUACCUGUCGAAGUACGCGUUGACUGCCCUGGCCCCUCCCGGAGGGCUACUGCUCAUCAGUCCCUCUGCAGACUGGGGACGUACGCAUGACAAUGGCUCUCCGACAGAGUCAAUCACAAGGAACGCAGACACUGAUUUUGGCGCACCAUUCUAUCAAGGUUAUCCGACUCGUGCAAUCAUCGGAAGAAUGCAAAGUUCGGAGGCAGCAGCAAAUCCUUGGAUCUCUGCUGCAUCCCUGAAGCUUCCAGAGCCGAAGGGGCUUUUUUCGGGUCUACCCAGAACAUGCAUCAUUUCUGGAGAGGCAGAGAUACAGCUCGACUCGAUUCACACCCUUCGAGAUCGCCUGAUUCAUGAUACAGGGAACUCUAACGUCACAUACAUCGAGAGUUUUGGGUCGACACACUGUUUUGUGUGUUUCAAAGCAUUCGAACCGGAGAGAACGGCGGCACUGACCUCGGUUGGGGAGUGGAUAGAUGGCAUGAAAGAUUAA